GCCAAAAUAAGGAUGCAGUGCACUGACAGCGCCAAGACCAGAGAUUGAGGAGUGAUGUCUCUGUGGCUGGGUUUGUUAAGCCUCCUGAUCCUGGAUACUAGGACUCAGGGCUUCGGGAUAUUACCUGGAGACUCUCUGAAUCACCUGGAAAUCACAGAGAGAGCCAUUUUAAAUGUCACAGUGCAGGUGUGCCACGAUCUGGCUGCAGCUGAGGGGGCAGACUUCACUUUUCCAUUAAAGCCUUUCUCUGCAGAGGGUGUUGCUGUAGUCUGUGGAGCACCAAAAUCCUCCAAGAGUUUCCGCAAGGCCAUCAGAUUUAUCAUCCUGAGGAAUAUACGAGUCGACCUCCGUCAUGCUCUAAAUGCCAGCUUCCACUUUGAUGAAGAAAUGUUUGGUCAAGGAAGGAACAUCAUCAGUGAGGGGGUAGAGGCCAUAAAAGCAAGCAACGUGCAGGAAAAUUAUGAGGCAGCGAGACAAAAACUGGGAGAGAUUUGUCAUCCUUUGCAAGACUUUUACAGUCACAGCAACUGGGUGGAGCUAGGGAACAAAUUCCCAAACUCUAAUCUGCUCCAAUCAGGUGUCAGCAUUGGCAACAUAGCAGAUGAAAGCAGGGCGACGUGUCGCAGCUGUGACGGAGACGACUGCAGGAACAACAUCUUAGAGGAUAUCAUAGAGAAUAAUAUCUUGACCUCUGGAUACUUUGGUGUGGUACCUUUGACCUCAACCAAACCUAAAGGAAAAUGCAGCCAUGGAGGAGCAGUGGAUCAAACCAGCAUCAUUGAUCCUAUAGGUGGGAUCAACAAAGACACGUUUGGAUCCAGCCAUGGACACCUCCACACUGAGGCAGCCAACAUGGCCAUCGCUGCAACCAGUGCACUGCUGGAGGACAUUCGAAAGGCUGCUGGAGACAGAGCCUUCCUACAGAUGUUGGGACUCUCUAAAGGAUCCAGUAAAGCUCUUUGUUUUGUGAUUGACACCACUAAGAGCAUGAGUGAUGACAUAGAAGCAGUGAGGAACGUCAUCUCAUUUAUAAUCAACAGUGAAGAGAGAACAGAGAAUGAACCUGCAGCUUACAUUCUGGUACCUUUCAGUGACCCAGAAUUUGGGCCUCUGAUAAAGACUACUGACCCUAAAGUCAUCAACACUGUCAUUGACUCACUAUCCAUUACUGGUGGAGGAGAUGAAGAGGAACUAAGUCUGUCAGGACUUCAGCUGGCUUUGAGUGGAGCUCCUUCAAACUCAGAGAUCUUCCUCUUCACUGAUGCUCCUGCUAAAGACAAACACCUGAAAAACACAGUGAUAGCGCUCAUAGAGCGAACACAAACUGUGAUAAAUGUCAUGAUUUCUGGCUCAACAUUGACCAAUCGUAGGAGACGGCGUGACGACAGCCAGCAAAAGCAAAGCAGGAUAUCAGCAGAAGACACUCAGCUGUACAGGGAGCUGUCUCAGGCUUCAGGAGGUCAGACUGCUGAGGUCACAAAUAGUGAGCUCCCUGUGGCCAUCAGCAUCAUCUCGGACACUUUAAACUCCUCCGUGGUGACUCUUCUGCAGUCCGCAAGAAACCCGGGCAAUGACGACGAUUUCCCUUUCAUAGUUGAUGAGACAAUAAUAAACCUGACAGUUUACAUCACUGGCCGCUCUGUCACUUUCACUCUCAUUAGCCCCACAGGUGAAUCUCAGCAAAGCACGGACACAACAGGAUCAUUGAUCACAUCUUCCCGAUCAGCAGGAAACCUGCAGACUCUGCAGCUGCAAAACAAAACUGGAUUAUGGGAAAUUAAAAUGGUGUCAAUUCAUCCCUACACUCUGAAGGUUAUAGGUCAGAGUCCCAUUGACUUCCUGUUUGACUUUGUGGAGGAAUCGCAGGGGACCUUUGAAGGAUUUGAUGUACUUGACAGCCGCCCAAGAGCUGGUGUCAAUGGUAGCUUGUUGGUGUCUUUAACUGGGAGCACCACUGCCACAGUGACAGAAGUAGCUCUGGUCGAAUCAUGGGGAUCAGAGGAGAUUAAAGGAGUUGUGGAUCCACAGGGGAGUGGAAACUUUCUAGUUCAUUUUGACAGGAUACCAUCCUUUGAGUUUGUGGUGAGGUUGAUGGGGCGCGAUGACAGUUUUAACAACGGAGCUUCAAUAUUCUUCCAAAGGCAGACACCCACUAACUUCAGAUCUUCCAGUUUGACUAUUACUGCUGAUUCUACCAGCAUCUUAGUACCAACACAAGUGUUCUCUUUGCCCUUCUCUGUGACCACCCAUUCAAGAGGGGGAAAUUUCACAGUCAGAGCAACCAACAGCCGACGUUUUUCUUCAACUUUUCCAACCAGUUUAUCUCUGAAAACUGGAGACACUGUGAAUGGUACAGUGACCCUCUCUGCACCUCGUAACACCCCAUCUGGCACUGAUGUCACUCUGACCAUUGAGGUUGAGGCUCCCAGAGGCGAAGACAUGAACUAUGUGAUGCUGCGUUUCACUGUCAUUAACCCGAUCACAGAUUUCACUCAGCCACAGUGUGAGUUACUCACCCUACAGUCCAACUGCUCUGAUAAUUGCAGCUUAUCGACCUGGACGCUCUUUGUUCGGGUGGAUGAUGGAGCACAGGGAACAGGUGUCAACCAUGUUCGUCUCAGGAUUGGAAACGGGACCAUCAUCACCAACCCUGCUGCUGACAAUGAGAAUGUAACGAUGGUGUUCUACAGUUCGUCUUGCUGUUCGCCUGAUAUGGAGCUGCUGGUGGCAGAUAACAUCGGUAAUGUGGGGACAUGUUACUACAGUUCUAGGGAAAGCUCACCAGCUGCGUUCUCCAUGUCCACCAGAGUCACACAGUCCACACUUCUUUGCUUGAGCAUAGUGGUAGGUGCUCUUAUACUGACAGAACGUGGCUUCUAUUGACAACAUGUCAAAGAUGCAAAAGCUGUAUCAAUAUGUUUGUAGUUAACAAUGUUACAUACAAUCAGUUGAGUAUGUAGUUAUUUGAAAAAUGUUACCUGUAUGUACACGACCACAACUCAGAGUAUUAGUAGCUUUUCAUUAAAAAAAAAUGCAAUUACUCCAUGCUCAGUGGUUCACUGCCUUUAUUAACCAAUUUGUAGGUUUCCACUAUUUAAGGGAAGAUUUAUUAACCACUCACCUAUGCCACAGUUGCCCAACAAGACAUGACAUUAGCUCAAAGGCCAGGUUGUAAUUCUGUGCUUCUGUCCAAGAUUGAUUAAUAGAUUCAAUAUCUGCAGAUGGAUAGGCUCUUCUCCUUAUGACAUUGAUGUGAUAAACUUCCGCUUAACUUCACAACUCCUGAGCUUUCCAAAUGCAAAGUCGACCUGUUGUCAAGUUAGAUUAUAUGAUUCAGCUAAGGAUGUAACGAUAACCUUGAAAUACAAUUAAAAAUCCUUAAAAAUUAGGGACAAUUCAAAUAGAUAAGACAAAAAAAACUAUAUCACAACCAGCAGAGAGUGCUGUUUGCUUUUGUUUUAAGUAAAUGUAAAACCCUGCCUGCCUGAAGGAGUGUGAGAGCCAAAGAGAUUACACAUGCAUUAGUUUGGGGCUGAGGAGAACUUAAAUGAGAACUUACAUGAGGCGAUACAAAGAUAAUUGUUGAGAGAAUGUCUUUUAAAAGCUUUCCUUGCUUUAUUGCCAGAAACACAGGAUACAUUCCUGAUUGUUGAAAGAUAUUUUCACAUUUAUGCUUUGAAUCUAUUUAUUAGAUUUUAACAUAUUUAGUUUAUUUUUAGUUAAAAUGUGAAAUAAAAGUAUGUUUAUUAUAUAUCAGCGAACCUUUUAAGUUUUAAAAAAACACUUACUCAAAAACCUAAAAAAAAGAUGACAUAAAUGUAUAAAUAUAAAAUAGGCAAAACAUUUUUUAUUUAGCUAUUUUUAUUGUCAGGAUUAAACUCAGGAUUGUUCAUAAUUGGACUAAAAUCUAAUUUCUAUUUAAAAAUGAAAAUGUGUGAAUGUAACAUUAGAUAGCUUUACAGUCUGAAAGAAAGGAUGCCACUACUAAAUGCUAUUUACAGGUAGUAAACUUUGACAGGAUUUGUGCCAGUUCUACAAAAGUUGUAAGAUAAAUAAUUUUCAUUGUGUUUCUCGGGUAUGUGGCAUGAUGUUUUGUCUCACAUUGUUUGGGAUUUCGUCUGCCCCCUGGUGGCCAAAACGGAUUAAUGCAGCUUUACAUUUGUGUGGCUGCUAAGCUAAAGUGGUAACAGCUUUAAUUUUUCUAAAAUGAAAAAUGAAUGGAGGCAGUCUGAUGCCCUUUGUGUUAUUUUUUGAGUUAAUGUAUUUCUUUCUGUUUAUGUAAAGACUGUUGCUGCUUUACUUCGGAUGUAUACAUUGUGAUCCAGACCUUCAACAAGCUCAUCUUAGGUUCCCCACAUGCACAUGGACAUGUACUGAUUGUAAUAGUCCAAAGACCAGCUUGCCACCAAGCACCUCUAGGUGUUGGUUGAUAUAUCUAUCAGGAUAUGGGCUGGUGUGUCGGCAGACAGAAAAUGAAGACAUUUAAAAAAAAAAAAACUGUU
This is a messenger RNA of Labrus mixtus (cuckoo wrasse), 4502 nucleotides long. RefSeq names its product von Willebrand factor A domain-containing protein 7-like. The record is from RefSeq and is a predicted model, not a curated record. NCBI's taxonomy places the organism in Eukaryota, Metazoa, Chordata, Actinopteri, Labriformes, Labridae. Bases 55 to 2883 code for a protein of 942 amino acids. The transcript has 16 exons.